Messenger RNA from Spea bombifrons (plains spadefoot toad), 2387 nucleotides. It is a transcript of the gene SLC26A11, whose product is annotated as solute carrier family 26 member 11. Gene Ontology annotation, molecular function: secondary active sulfate transmembrane transporter activity. The record is from RefSeq and is a predicted model, not a curated record. Bases 125 to 1903 code for a protein of 592 amino acids. Gene Ontology annotation, biological process: transmembrane transport. Lineage: Eukaryota; Metazoa; Chordata; Amphibia; Anura; Pelobatidae. The transcript is spliced from 18 exons. Gene Ontology annotation, cellular component: membrane.
GCCUUUUCUGAGAACUCCCCAUCUCCCUCUAACCACGCCCCCUAAUCACGUGACCCGGACCAGCCACCCUCUCACACUACAGAGGAGCUGCUGUAUCAGCAUGCGGUAACCGUCUCCUGCCACCAUGGAGUGGCUGAAUGGCCAUCAAGGCAGAAUCAGGAGGCUUUGUAUGUCAUGCUGCUCCCGUGAGAUGCUGCAGAAGAGACUGCCCUUUCUUUCCUGGCUGUCACGCUAUUCUUUGCAAUGGUUGCAGCUGGAUGUUAUUGCCGGGCUGACUGUUGGUCUAACAGUGGUACCCCAGGCUCUGGCCUAUGCGGAGGUCGCUGGGCUCCCUGUCCAGUAUGGACUCUAUUCCUCUUUCGUGGGCUGCUUUGUUUAUUGUCUCCUUGGGACAUCUAAAGACGUGACAUUGGGUCCCACAGCCAUAAUGUCCCUCCUAGUAUCAGUCUACACGUCGGGAGAUACGUCUCUGGCCAUUCUUUUAGCGUUCUUAUCUGGUUGCAUCCAGCUAGCCAUGGGACUUUUAAAUUUUGGGUUCCUUUUAGAUUUCAUCUCCUAUCCAGUCAUCAAAGCUUUCACUUCAGCAGCAUCUGUCACAAUUGGGUUUAGCCAAGUAAAGAACCUCCUUGGGCUGAAGAACAUUCCACGUGAGUUUAUUCUACAGGUAUACGAAACUUUUCGCCAACUUCCAAAUACUAGAUUAGGAGAUGCCAUCUUGGGUCUGACCUGCAUUGCAAUACUCAUGAUGCUAAAAUGGAUGAAAGAACACUCACCCAGAAUGCACCGGGGCAUGUCAUGCUGGUACCGGUUUUGCUACCUCAUUGUCUGGGUCAUAACGACAGCCCGAAAUGCCGUGGUGGUGAUUGCUGCUGGACUGGUGGCUUAUUCUUUCCAGGCUAUGGGGUCUCAACCAUUCAUCCUCACAGGGAAGACAGCAGAGGGACUCCCCAAAUUCAAUAUUCCCCCAUUUUCAGAAAGCACGGCCAACGGCACUGUCACGUUCCGGGAGAUGGUACAGAACAUUGGACCGGGACUUUUCAUUGUUCCUUGUAUGGGAUUACUGGAAAGUGUUGCCAUCGCCAGGGCUUUUGCAUCUCAGAACAAUUACAGGAUCAACACCAACCAGGAGCUUCUUGCCAUCGGCCUCACCAAUGUCCUCGGUUCUUUCCUAUCUUCGUAUCCUGUGACGGGAAGCUUCGGCCGGACAGCCCUUAACUCACAGACGGGAGUUUGCUCCCCUGCCGGUGGAUUGCUCACAGGUGUUUUGGUUUUGUUGUCCCUUGCAUAUCUCACACCUCUGUUCUUCUACAUCCCAAAAGCCGCCCUCGCCGCGGUGAUCAUCUGUGCAGUGGCGCCCAUGUUUGAUUUGGGCAUCUGCAAAACCCUAUGGAAUGUUAAGAAAAUAGAUUUGCUUCCAUUCCUGAUAACCUUCCUUCUUUCCUUCUGGGAAAUCCAGUAUGGCAUCCUUGCUGGGAUUCUAAUCUCUGUGGUUAUUCUAUGCUACCCCAUUGCGAGGCCAAAAAUGACGGUGUCCCAAUCAAAUGGCUUAACCUUGCAUUUCAUGAGCGGGCUGAACUUUCCAGCCAUGGAAUUCCUCCGAGAUUCCGUUUAUGAGAAAGCUCUUGCCGUGUCGCCCCCACGCUCUGUGACAUUGGAUUUUUCUCACGUCAUAACAUUGGAUUACACAGUGGUGGUCGGGCUCCGUGAUCUUCUGCACGAGUUUAAAUCCCAGGGACUGUCCCUUACUUUUUGUGGACUCCAGCCUCAACUUCUUCAGAUGUUAUUGGCAGCCGAUUCCAAGGCCUUUCAUUGUCUUCAGGGACUUGGAAAAACAGGAGAUCUGUAUCAAGAGGAAGGCAGCACAGAGCCGUUGCUCCAUAAUGUUACGAGGGCCUCGCCAUAGGACUGUGUACCGGACUGGGCAAGACGAACCGCAGAAACAACAGGUGAGGAGGGCCCGGCUCAAGCAAGCUUACGAUCUAGUGCUUCAACUUCUUUUAUGUUAACAAAAAACAUAUGAACCAUCGACCUGUAAACGAAUGAGAUGUUCUGUCUCUACAACAUUGUUUGCUUGCCAUAGGGGCUAUUGUCUCUUAUCUAUGUGUAUACUGUAUAAAUUGUUUUUUAUCUGCUAAAUGAACAUUUUACUACAAUAAUCAAACAUUCUAAAUUUAAUAUUAAAUCUAUUAGCGUGUCAUUAAUGUCCAAUUGUGCUCAUUACUUGCUUUUGGAUUUGGGUACAGGGAAAGGAUUUUCUGUACACAAUGCAAGCGUCUUACUAUCUGGGCACUGCUAAAAUCUACUGAAUUCUGCAGACAUUAAUGUUAACAAUCUUACAGAAUAUUUCACUGGUUGGCAUAGUAAAGGUUUGUAGGUUAUGUUUCAAA